Messenger RNA from Loxodonta africana (African savanna elephant), 3783 nucleotides. It is a transcript of the gene LBR, whose product is annotated as lamin B receptor. Gene Ontology annotation, molecular function: Delta14-sterol reductase activity. NCBI's taxonomy places the organism in Eukaryota, Metazoa, Chordata, Mammalia, Proboscidea, Elephantidae. The transcript is spliced from 14 exons. Gene Ontology annotation, cellular component: nuclear inner membrane. The record is from RefSeq and is a predicted model, not a curated record. The coding region runs from base 210 to 2066 and encodes 618 amino acids. Gene Ontology annotation, biological process: cholesterol biosynthetic process.
CGUCUCGGCCGGGUCCUCGCCAGCGCGGACCGCGGCCCUGCGCGCUCGGAUGUGUCGCGUUCUCUCCCCGGUGCUUCCGCACUCUCGCCAAACGGAUAUGCAGGCAGGCUCCUGCUUCAGCUCCGUCCUGUUUUUUCACAUUUUAAGAGGAUUUUUAAAUUCUUCAUAGUGACAGCCCCGCUUCCCACUCGCUGGAUUAAUCUUAGAAAAUGCCAAGUAGGAAAUUUGCCGAUGGUGAAGUGGUGAGAGGCCGCUGGCCUGGGAGCUCACUUUAUUAUGAAGUAGAAAUUCUGAGCCACGACAGCAACUCCCAGCUUUACACCGUGAAAUACAAAGAUGGGACUGAACUGGAAUUGAAAGAGAAUGACAUCAAGCCUUUAACUUCCUUUAAGCAAAGGAAAAGCGGCUCUUCCUCCAGCUCUCCCUCCCGACGCCGAGGGAGUCGGUCCCGGUCUCGCUCCAGGUCCCCGGGCCGGCCACCGAGGAGUUCCCGCCGGUCCGCCUCUGUGUCCCACCAGCCCGACGUUAAGGAGACCAAGAAGGAAGUCUUGGAAGUGAAAUUGACCCCACUGGUGUUGAAGCCAUUUGGAAAUAGCAUCAGCAGAUACAAUGGUGAGCCUGAGCGCAUAGAGAGGAACGAAGUACCUCACAAAAGCAUUCAGGAAAAAUUACAUUUGUCACAAGAGAGUAGUUAUGGAUCUACACAGUAUAGUCUUCGACCAAGAAGAGAAGAAAUCAAAUUUAAAGAAAUGGAUUCUAAGGAAGAAAAGGUUGUUGCAAAGGCACGUGCAUCGUCGUCGAGAACAUUUGAAGUGACAAGCACACAGACGAAGGAUUUAGAGUUUGGAGGAGUACCUGGCGCAUGCCUCAUCAUGCUGGGCUUGCCGGUCCUCCUCCUCCUGUUGUUGCUGAUGUGUAAGCAGCCGGACCCCAGCCUUCUCAACUUCCCUCCUCCUCUGCCAGCUUUCAAUGACUUAUGGGAAACCAGGGUGUUCGGGGCCUACCUUCUCUGGUUCUUCCUUCAAGCUCUGUUGUAUCUGCUGCCCAUUGGGAAGGUUGUAGAAGGGACACCUCUUACUGAUGGAAGAAGACUCAAGUAUAGACUAAAUGGAUUCUAUGCUUUUGUCCUGACGGCUGUCAUCAUUGGAGCAUCUGUCUGCUGGGGCGUGGAGCUGUAUUAUGUCUACAACCAUUUCCUUCAGUUCGCGCUGGGGGCAACUGCUUUUUCUGUGGCCUUGAGUGUCUAUCUCUACGCACGGGCUUUGAAAGUGCCCAGGAACGAACUGUCACCUGCCAGCUCUGGAAAUGCUGUCUAUGAUUUCUUUGUUGGCCAUGAAUUAAAUCCUCGAAUUGGUGCUUUUGAUCUCAAAUACUUCUGUGAGUUACGCCCCGGAUUGAUUGGAUGGGUGCUUAUGAACUUGGUGAUGCUUCUGGCCGAGAUGAGAUUCCAGAAUCGUGCUGCUCCGUCCUUGGCAAUGAUUUUGGUGAACAGUUUCCAGCUCUUGUACGUGGUGGAUGCUCUUUGGAACGAGGAAGCGAUACUGACAACCAUGGACAUUAUCCAUGAUGGAUUUGGAUUCAUGCUGGCUUUUGGAGAUUUAGUGUGGGUUCCAUUUAUCUACAGCCUCCAAGCCUUUUAUUUAGUCCGUCAUCCAAAUGAAAUAUCUUGGCCAGUUGCUUGUGUAAUCAUUGCCUUGAAACUUUCUGGAUACGUAAUUUUCCGGUGCGCGAAUUCUCAGAAAAAUGCAUUCCGGAAAAAUCCCACCGAUCCGAGGCUUGCACAUUUAAAAACCAUUCAUACUUCAACGGGAAAAAAUCUUCUAGUUUCUGGGUGGUGGGGCUUUGUUCGCCACCCCAAUUACUUGGGCGACCUCAUCAUGGCCCUGGCUUGGUCCCUCCCGUGUGGUUUUAAUCACAUCCUGCCUUAUUUCUACGUAGCUUACUUCACCGUGUUGCUUGUCCACCGGGAAGCUCGCGAUGAACACCACUGUAGGAAGAAAUACGGCCUAGCUUGGGAAAAGUACUGUCAGCGGGUGCCCUACCGUAUAUUUCCAUACAUAUACUGAUCCUCGGCUAGCGUGUUCUGAAAAUGCCUCUGAUGUCCUGGCUUCCAUUUGCAAAAACAAAAACAAAAAGUUCCAAAAUGAGCCUUCUUUCAUUGCACUGACAGGGUUUGCAAGCUUUCUUUUUGAGUCAGGACUGUAGAGCCAAGCUGUAAGUCUUUUAACAUAGCUGUGAUUAGUUUCACUAAAUUGUAACAAUUGCCAUAAAGGGAAAUAUAAAGAUGUUAGAAGUUUCAUCUUAAUCAUCUGAAAACAAGAUAGUUGUCUUAUAAAUUUACCGAAUUAGAUUACUUUUCAAAUCUUGACUUUUUUGUUUUGCCAGUGGUUUUUCUUAAAACACUGUUAAAUACUUUAAAAAAAAAAUGCAUUUAUGUUUUUAUUGCAUUGAGAACAGAAUUUUAAUUCAUUUCCUUUUUUAAUUAAAUCACUUACAGUCACAUGAUUUGAAAGUAAAAAGUGGUCCUUUGUUAAAUACCAUAUGUAAGUGGGAGGAGAGAGAAUUUUUAAGGGAGACCCUUAGUAGCGGUUGACUUAACCUCAGCUUCUAAAGCUGCUUUUGAAAAUGUAAAUACAUAGCUUGCUUUUAUGUAAUAUAUGGUGACUUCAGAUUUUUCUGUACAGUAUUUUAAAUGUGACAUAAUUGUCAGGGCCAAGUAUCUUAACAAACACAUUUUCAGUAUUUUAAAUUAAGUUUGGUGAAGUAAUACAUUUGUGGUUAAAAAUUUUGGAACAAAAAAUAGAAUUCAUUUAGUAUUGUAUAGAAGAUGCUUUUAAAACAUAGGAAGAAUAUUUUUCUUAAUCCAAAGUUUGUGAAUUUGGCUUUGCUACCUCAAUUGCAGGUGUUUGCCUUUAUAAAUUGUUACAAAUAGAAUAAAUAUAUAUUUUUGGAGUAACAUCACUAUUUAAACAUUUUUACACAUACUGGUGUUUGAAAAUCUGCCAUUUCAAGAUAAUAUUUUUGUAUGUUUUUGACUUUUUUAAUUAAACUUGUUUUUGCUACUGUUUAGUUCCUGCAGUUUAUACUGUAUUUUGUAUAUCCUUUAUAUUUACAAAACUAUUUUUGUAAAGGAGUGUUGUGUUCAGCUUUAGAAGUCUCUUCAUUUAAAAAUAAUUCAAGGGAAUAGUUUAAAAUAGUUUCUCUCUUUUAGUUCAAAAGAUGUGCAUACAAGGUAGCUUUAGCUGUUAUGUUCUAGUGGAUAUAAUCUUUAUUAGCAAAGUCACUAAACGUUUGUAUAAAAAGUUCAAUUAUUUUCAGUUUCUUAAACAGAGGGAGAUGUAAUAAAUAGUGUAUGUUUGGGUUUUAAUGAUACAUUUUCUGUAUGAGCCAUUUAUAUGUGCAUUGCAGUUUGAAGUAUAUUUAACUUAAUGUAUGUUAAUGUGAUCAUGAAAUUGGUUUGCUCUAGCAUUCUGCAGCCUGUAGCUUUUAAACACCUUGUUGUGGUGACAUUGUCAGUGUUUUUUAGUAGUGAUGUGUGCAAGCAGCUUUAUUCUCCUGGCAUCAGAAAGAUGGGACCCUCGCACUAGAUUCACCAAGGAAGCUUUGGGAGAGGAAGGGUGUGGUUCUUUCCCUGGCAAUGAGAAGAGCCUAUUACCAACGCAGUGCUGCGAUUUCUCGAUGAUACCAGCUGCCAUUUGUUUUUAAUUUUGUUUUUGACAUGUUUAUUUGACAAACAGAAGUUUUAUUAAGUUUGAAAUAAAGUUGAAGAUGAAGAUAAAAAGA